AUGAAGACCUUCACCUUCUGCGCGGCCCUCCUGGCCUCGACGGCCCUGGCCCUGCCCGCGGGCACCUCUACCUCUUUGCCCACUGGCGUUCCCACAGCCGUGGCAUCCGUGCUCCCCACCACCGCUGUGCCCCUCCCCACCGGCACAACUAAGUCUCACGACCCUCUCCACAAGAACCUCGCUGUCACCGAUUCCAAGGGCCUCUUGAAGGACGUCCCUCUUCUUGGCGGUGGUGAUGGAGAUAUCCUCGUUGCCCUGACCGAUGUCCUAUACUCUAUCGUUGGCCGUCUGGACCUUUCCCAUCUCUUCGACCCCAUUGGCGACAUUAUCGCUCUUGCUCCUGAUCUCAGCGCGGUCAAGUCCCAGAUUCCCUCUACCCCCGGUGCAAACUUCAUUGCUCUCAACACCGGUGACGAGAAGAACUCUGUUGCCCUCGUCAAAGUCAACAGCGCUGUCAAAGACCUCUUCUCCGUUGCAGGCCUCGAUCGCCUGGGCACUUCCGCCGGCUCCCUCAUCAAGGGUGAGAAGGCCAAAUAG
Penicillium bovifimosum is the source of this 537-nucleotide messenger RNA. RefSeq lists its product as uncharacterized. Lineage: Eukaryota; Fungi; Ascomycota; Eurotiomycetes; Eurotiales; Aspergillaceae. The transcript has a single exon. Bases 1 to 537 code for a protein of 178 amino acids. The record is from RefSeq and is a predicted model, not a curated record.